AUGGCCGAGAUAAAGAAUGUGAGGAAGAAUGAACUCAUCCUCAACAAUAAAAGAUACUUGGGCAUGAUUAUCCAAAAUACUUUCAAGCUGGAUGAGAUGUUCAAUAUCUACUCCAAUCAGCUAGAUGAUGAAAGGAAGAAACGGGCAACGGCUGUACAGACUUUGUCCCAAUCCGAACAGGAUUUGGCCGAUGCAAGAAAAAAGCUACUUGCUGAGGAGCAAGCUCGCAAGAGCGCUAAUUCGGCCCUGGAAGGCUAUCAAAAGCAGGCCGAGGACCAGGGGAACUGCUUGCGUGAGGCAAAUGCCGAACUCAAGAAGGCUCGGGAACAAAUUGUAGCCCUUAGGAAGCACUUGGAGGAAACUCAAAAGCUGAGGGAGCAAGCUGAAAAGUCCAGGGAGGAAGCCGAGAAAGCAAAAAUCGAGGCCGAACAGGCAACGAAUGAAACUGAGCAGAGAGGCUAUGAGGUCGGUAUAGUUGAGACUGAGGAGGCUUUGAGAGCCGAGGUGCCAGUGGUAUGCCACAUCUAUUGUGCCAAAACUUGGGAUGAGGCCCUUAACCGAGCUGGGGUUGAGGCUUCAUUCGAGUUGAGGAAGCCAGAGAAUGUAUUCUAUCCUGAAGCAAUCCGCCCCUCAGCUCUUCCAACCCAUCAAGCUGAAGCCACUCCCUCAACUGCUAACCCCAAUGAGGAGGUUUUGCCUCCAAGUCUCCCCCCUCCUGGCCUGCCAAAACCAGCUAAAGAGAAUACUGCCCCUCCAAAAGCCUCUUCAGACAAGACUGUAGCUGCUUUUGAGGCAGAGGUGACCUCCCAAAGUUUUCAACAGGAUUUGGCCUCCACAGUCUUGCCAGCUAGGGGAGCUGUUAAGGAUAAAGACGAAGUCACCACCUCGGAGGCAGACAAACCAGCCAGCCAAGCUCCCAGGAUCCAAAUUAAAUUGAAAAAAUAG
This is a messenger RNA of Quercus robur (English oak), 945 nucleotides long. RefSeq names its product stress response protein NST1-like. The transcript has 2 exons. Lineage: Eukaryota; Viridiplantae; Streptophyta; Magnoliopsida; Fagales; Fagaceae. The coding region runs from base 1 to 945 and encodes 314 amino acids. The record is from RefSeq and is a predicted model, not a curated record.